Messenger RNA from Camellia sinensis, 735 nucleotides. Lineage: Eukaryota; Viridiplantae; Streptophyta; Magnoliopsida; Ericales; Theaceae. The record is from RefSeq and is a predicted model, not a curated record.
AUGAGUAACAAUGAUGAAGAACAAUGGAAUGAUGACCAUGAUGAUGAAGAUACUGACGAUGAAGGCAACACAUCGCAAACCCAACAAAAUAAUAAUAUGCUCUUAGCUACGGCGGCUACAGUUGCAGCGACAUAUGCAACAAAUUAUUUGAUAAAAGAACCAUGUAGGACAUCUUGUUUAACAGGAGGAUGGGAAAGAAGUGCACACGAUACUCGGAUCUUCUUAGAUGCAAUUAGGAAUCUUAGUUUUAAUUUUCCAAAACCACAAGGAGAUGAGUUUUACUUGUUGGAUGCUGGUUAUCCAAACAUGAAAGGAUAUCUUGCACCUUACAAAGGAGAGAGAUACCAUCUAGCUCAAUUUGAACAUGGUCAACCCCCUCAAAAUGCACAAGAAAAAUUCAACCAAGCACAUUCCUCACUUAGAAGUGUAAUAGAAAGAACGUUCGGGGUUUGGAAAGCAAGAUGGCCGAUGAUAAAGGAUAUCCCACCAAACUACAAGUGGCCGACCCAAGUCAAACUUGUUUGUGCAACAAUGGCAAUUCAUAAUUUCAUCCGACGAAGUAAGUUCCGCGAUAUUGCAUUUGACUCUUAUGAUAGAUACACGGAUUAUAUGCCUAAUGAAGAGGAAGGAUCUUCGUCUCAACAAGCACGCCAUGGAAAUGAUGUUGCAUGUGAUGACAACGAAAUGGAAGUGAGGAGACAUAAUAUUUGUAUGUCAAUUUGCAGACGAAAUUAG